AAAUCUGUUUGUGUGCGACAAGUGCGAGCUCCAUUAGCGCACGCCACAAAUCCAAGAAAUCCCGUCGCCUCUCGCCAUGGCGGGCCCAGCUCUCGCACCGGUCCGCACGGUGCCAGUGCCACCGAGGACGUCGUCGCUGCCAUGGCGCGGAGGACCGUCUCGCCACCGCAAGGCGGCGGCGCCGGCGCCGGCGCGGCCGCCUGUGCUGUCGCAGAUCAGCGCGUCUCCAGGCGACGGCGCGGCGGCGGCGGCGCAGGGCGACGAGAGAAGGGAGGAGGAGAGGAGGAGGCGGUGCCUGCGGUGCGGCAGCCUGUACGCCGACGAGGACAACUCCCCCACCGCCUGCGCCUUCCACGGCCACGUCACAGGGGAGAAGGGGUUGUUCUCGCUGUCGCCGCCGCACCAGGGGAUCGACGGCGAGUGGAGCGACAAGAGCGGGGUGAUCGUGUACAGGUGGAACGACAGGGGGAGCCGGCCCAACACCGGGAGAGCGAACUGGAAGGGGAGGUGGAGCUGCUGCCAGGAGCGCGACGAGGGCGCGCCGCCCUGCCGCCUCAGCCGCCACGUCUCCUACGACGACGGCUUCACCCUCUUCUAGUUCUACCCUACAUGUGAAAGACUUCCACAUUGUAGAAAUAAAAAGCCAAGCCACACCCUUUCUAGCCUACAUUUUGUAUGAUGAGGGUAUUACCGAUCUUGGUUGUUAACAGUGCUGAUCAAGUGGGCAAUACGAUGAAAACUCACACAGGUUUGGUUGUGAGCAGCCA
Oryza brachyantha (malo sina) is the source of this 767-nucleotide messenger RNA. RefSeq lists its product as uncharacterized. NCBI's taxonomy places the organism in Eukaryota, Viridiplantae, Streptophyta, Magnoliopsida, Poales, Poaceae. The transcript has 2 exons. The coding region runs from base 77 to 598 and encodes 173 amino acids. The record is from RefSeq and is a predicted model, not a curated record.